Malurus melanocephalus (red-backed fairy wren) is the source of this 1607-nucleotide messenger RNA. It is a transcript of the gene GJB7, whose product is annotated as gap junction protein beta 7. Lineage: Eukaryota; Metazoa; Chordata; Aves; Passeriformes; Maluridae. The record is from RefSeq and is a predicted model, not a curated record. The coding region runs from base 22 to 816 and encodes 264 amino acids. The transcript has a single exon. Gene Ontology annotation, biological process: cell communication. Gene Ontology annotation, cellular component: connexin complex.
CUUCUUUCCUUGAAGAAAAAUAUGAGCUGGGCGUUCCUACGUGAUCUGCUGAGCGGGGUGAACAAAUACUCAACAGGAAUUGGAAGAAUUUGGGUAGCUGUCGUGUUCAUGUUCCGCUUACUGGUUUAUGUUGCUGCUGCGGAAAACAUCUGGAAACACGAACAUGAUGAAUUUGAGUGCAAUAUCAAGCAGCCUGGUUGUGAAAAUGUCUGUUUUGACCAUUUUUUCCCUGUCUCUCACAUCAGACUUUGGGCUUUGCAAUUAAUCAUGGUCUCCACCCCUUCACUCUUGGUUGUCUUUCAUGUUGCUUACAGAGAGAACAGAGAAAAACACCACAACCAGAAAUUUUACAGAAAUCCAGGAAAGAUAGAUGGUGGAUUGCUGUGYACUUACUUAAUCAGCCUCAUUUUAAAAACAGGACUUGAAAUAGUUUUUCUUGUUCUGUUUUAUAAAUUGUACAAUGGAUUCAAAAUACCACRUCUUGUGAAAUGCGACAUAAAACCAUGUCCAAAUACCGUAGACUGUUAUAUUUCCAAACCCACAGAGAAGAUGAUUUUCCUCUAUUUUCUGGUGGCAACUUCAUGCCUCUGCAUCGUAUUAAAUCUAAGUGAACUGAGUUAUCUGAUUUUCAAAUACUCCAUAAAAUGUUAUCUGAAGAGACAUGUGAAGAAACAGCAAGGCUCAAAAAGCGAUUGCUGCGAAUCAGAACUCAUCAGGUACAACAGAGCAGCAGCUGCAGGACAAUUCCACAACAGUUCCUCAUCUUUGCCUCUGAAUAUGCAAGAUGAACAUGAAAAACCUUCCCCGCUGACUUGAAAGAAGGCUGGAGACCACCCUCCCAUUACACAUGCUGUUUUUGACAAAUUGCUUUUCCAAACACUGCUUUGCAGAACUGAAAGGAUAGUUACAUAGGAAAUACUGUUUCUCUAUUARUUUCCCAUUACUUGAGCUGCUAAAUUCAGUUACAUUAUGUAUGUCAUACAUAGAAUAAUCGAGAUCUUUUCAUGCUGAAACAAGGAAAGUAGAAGUCUGAGAAUUCCAUGAAGCUUUAAUAUAAACACAGAUGCUUAUGAUAAAUCAUGCAGAAACAAUUGCUCAAACAGUUGUGUACUGAAUAUUACACAGAAUUGCUUUGGUACAAGCAAAAAGAGCUUUUUAUAUGCAGAGAUAGGAAGAACCUGGGAGUGAUAAGUUGAACAUUAAGGGGAUGUACAGCAUUUGCCAUGUGGGUGGAUCAGAUYUGGUAACUGUUGAAAUGGCAGUGGGAAAGUGCUGGCAGAGUGACAGCUGGUGCCUUGAAGGGAGCUGCAUAGUCAUUGGACUACUACAAAACAUCUCAAAAAAUGAAAAAAACUAAGAGGUAGACACAUCUAUUUUAGCCCAUGGUGAUAAAGACAGAUUUGGUUAUUUAGCUGUUUGUGGAGCACCUUCUUCUGGAAUGAUCUGAGCCCUUACUGUUGUUAGGGUAUUAAUCUUCAGAAAGCAUCCUUUAAGAAAGGCACUUGCCCAAACUUGUGCAAGCAGCAUAUAGCAGGGUAUAGAGUUAACUUCUGGUCACCUGCACCAAGCAGCUCCCAAGUCAUCAGACUUGUCUUCUGAUCUGUGGU